AUGCAGCCGCUUCUAAAAGAGCCCAUAAACCCAAGUAGGACGUGUCCUGUUGCCGCCGCAAUUGGUGUUGCUACAAUUCGAGUGCUCAGGGCCAACUGUUCAGUCCUUUCCUCUUGUACUCGUCAUGUUUUAGUUGGAAAUGUUCUCCAUUGGACACUUCUUCCUCCACCCACUCAGCUCGCACAUUCUAAGAUUAGAGUUGCGGCCGUUGUGGAUUUAUUCGGUCGCCUGUUCCAGUUCUCGGACUGA
Molecule: messenger RNA, 249 nt
Organism: Nezara viridula (southern green stink bug)
Lineage: Eukaryota; Metazoa; Arthropoda; Insecta; Hemiptera; Pentatomidae
Source: the annotation of a GenBank genome assembly